AUGUGGACAGUUGGCGAUUUUGACAAAGCCUUUGAAAACCAGUCUAACUUCUCCCUUUCACUGAUUAACAGCAAGAGAAAUCUCAUCAGAAGAUGCAGCCAGCCAGAACCAGGAUUUAAACCUUCUUUCCUGUCUGAAAAUGAGCCACUCAUUGAGUCUGACACUGCUCCUGUUAUAUCUGAAACUGUCUCUCCUGCUUCUUUUUUUCUUGUACAAAGAAACCUCACUGACAUACUAUUGAGUUUUACCAUAUUUUUAUUCACAGUGUUGAAUUUAGAUGCUAUCGGCUCAGUAGUCACAUUUGAAGAUACAACCAGUGAACCUGUUGUUGCUGCCGAUAAAGAUGCCGUUGGAAAUGUCGCUCUUGGAAAACAGACACUGCAGUCAACGUUAUCAAUAUACCAAUCGAGUAUAGUUGUUGACGGCAACACAGAUCAGUAUGUGGCAAACGGAUCUUGUAUCAAUAUUGAGAAGAAAGGAGAGUCCUGGUGGCAAGUGGAUCUCGGAGAUGUCUACACUAUAUUUAAUGUCCGGGUGUACUAUGCGAAGGAUUGCUGUGACAUAGUCGUUGACGAAAAAGACUGUUACACAAAUCCGGAAGCAUACAGAGGUAAAACAAAUACAACACUUAGCGGCAUACCCUGUCUACCGUGGGACACACAACAUCCACUAUCGAACGUUAGUUUUCUUCAUCCAUACCAUUACGGAGCUAAUGUUGGUGAAAACUACUGUCGGGUACUUUCAGAUUAUUUCUAUUACCAUUAUAAAUUACGUAAUGAAGAAUCCAAAAAUGAAUUUUUCGAUAUUAUCUACAGAAACAAGAAGCCAUGGUGUUUCACCACCGAUCCUAAAGUGUUGUGGGAAUAUUGCGACAUAGACGUAUGUGAAACAGUUAAAACAGGUGACCUAAAUCUAAAGCUAGGAAUCAGUAAAAACAGUGUGGAGACUGCUGUUUAUAUCGAAACACCUGACAAUUCUCAAAAAAUUCGGGAAUUUGUAACGUAUACUAACCCUAAAACAAGAUAUGUUGAGAUCCAUCAAGAUGGUACAACAGACUACUAUCCUCUUUGUGAAGUAGAAGUUUAUGGAAUACAAGAUGAUGCGGUCAAUGUAGCUUUUGAAAAGCCGACUGAAAUGUCGUCAGUCCUGAGUGUCUAUGAGUCUAAGUUUGGUGUUGACGGUGACCGUGGCCAAAGCUUACGAUAUAAAACAUGUUUCCACACUCUGGAAGAAGAUAAUCCUUGGUGGCGAGUUGACCUGACUGGCAUUUAUGUGAUAUUUGCUAUUAGAUUAUUUAAUCGCCUGGAUUGCUGCAGCGAUCUUGCCCAUGACGUUUUAUUACAACUUGGAACGACACUAGAUACAAUGUCAAAUAUAAGUUUUGUUGAAGGUCAGAUAAAGGACAUUCAAGAUAUAAUACUUCCGCUGAAUACAAACGCUAGAUUUAUUCAACUUGUUCGAACACGAGAAAUGGGGUUUUUCCACCUAUGCGAAGUUGAGGUGCUCGGAAAAAUAGCUGAAUGCAAUCCUAACCCAUGUCAAAAUGCUGAAAUGUGUUACCUGAUUCACUGUAACGAUGAGAAUUGCAGAAAUUACAGAUGUGUAUGUGAAGACGGGUAUGGUGGAAUCAACUGUGAAUAUAGAACGUCUAACGUGGCUGUUGGGAAAAAAGUUGCUGCAUCAAGUCUCCACCAUAAACAUUGGUUUCCUAACAAUGCAGUGGACGGAAACAACAACCAGAAUGUUCUAGAUGGAGCCACGUGCGUAACCACCCACAAUGAAAGGAAGCCAUACUUUACUAUAGAUCUCGCUGAUGAAUACAAUCUUAUAGAUGUAAAGGUUUAUAAAAGAUCUGAUUGUUGUCUUGGCGAAGAGUACGACAUUCAACUAUUUGUAAUGACACCCGAAUGGACUAACAUUGGAUUCACCGAUGGCGUCGAAAGAAACAUUGUAACAUUUCAUAUACAUCCAUAUGUUGCAACAAGAUAUGUGAAAAUUAUGGCAAACGAAGAAGACCCAGUAUUUCUCCAGUUAUGUGAGAUUGAAGUGUAUGCUAUUUAUCAAAGAGGUAAUAGUGAUCAUCUCUAAUCUACUGUGACACGAAUUUUAGAUAUUCAAUAAACUUUGUUCAAAUGUGUAUUCAAAAUAUUCCAAACAUCGUUAGUAUUGUUAAAACAGCUGAUACAUUUUAUUGAGAGAGCAUUUCAUUAUGAUCGUACCAGUUUUAA
This is a messenger RNA of Ruditapes philippinarum (Manila clam), 2228 nucleotides long. RefSeq lists its product as uncharacterized. The coding region runs from base 1 to 2088 and encodes 695 amino acids. Lineage: Eukaryota; Metazoa; Mollusca; Bivalvia; Venerida; Veneridae. The record is from RefSeq and is a predicted model, not a curated record. The transcript is spliced from 12 exons.